GACCCCUUCCCUCCUAUGCCCCCACCACCCAAUUUUCUUCUUCUGAUGUUCCGGGACUUCAGCAAUGGCAACAAUUGUGUACUAACCUUUCAGUGCUCAUUUCAAAAUUGUAGGCCCAAGUUAUUAUUCCACUUCAUCUAAGAGUAUAAAUACUGCUACUUUGAAAGUGCCCAUAAAAAUUAAAAAAUGAACAAAACUUGGUGAUUUCACGAAGAAUUUCCAAAUAUUUCUAAUGACUUGACUCAGCAAGUUCAACCCCACAUAUAUUCCGGUGCUAGAGCCGUACCGGCUUUCUGCACGGGAACUGCCACGUGAAAUAUGACUCAGCAAAUGCAGAGCCUGCAGCUUUCCCAGUCGAAAAAGAACAAUCCUCCGUCUUCUCCCAACGCUGCUAAGCGACUCUAUCGGAACCUCUCAGAGAAGCUGAAGGGAAGCCACUCGUCUUUUGAUGAGGCCUAUUUCAGAGCCAGAUCAGACCGCCUCAGUCUGCGAAAGUCUUCAAUGAACUUUCAGUGCUGUGAAGCCAUGCUGGAAGCUGUGGAGCAGCAAGACCUGGACGCUGUCCAGAUUCUCCUCUAUCAAUACACACCCGAGGAGCUGGAUCUCAACACUCCUAACAGUGAGGGGCUAACUGCACUGGACAUCGCCAUCCUGACAAAUAAUGUGCCUAUUGCCAAGAUUCUUUUGAAGGCUGGGGCAAAGGAGAGUCCGCACUUUGUCAGUAUGGAAAGCAGGUCGAUCCAUCUGAGCAACUUAGUUCAAGAGGCUCAGCAACGAGUCAGCGAUCUGUCUGCAGAAGUAAUGAAUGAAGGGCUCAGCACAGACAGCUCCGAGAAGGAGAAGCAGCUGAAAUCCUGGGAGUGGAGAUAUCGACUCUACAAGCGCAUGAAAUCGGGCUAUGAACAUUCCAGAGCCCCCGAGGCACCGACCAACGUCUGCCUCAUGGUGACAAGCAGCACAUCACUCACUGUCACUUUCCAAGAACCUCAUAGCAUGAACUCAGCAGUGGUGACCAGAUAUAAAGCGGAAUGGAGCUAUUCAGAAGACUUUUCUCCUUUGGCUGGGGAAAUCAUCACGGAUCACCUUCAGUCUCUGAGGUGCACCAUCACCGGUCUCACCAUGGGCCGGAUCUAUUAUGUCCGAGUUUAUGCUUAUAACAUGAAAGGCUGGGGGCAGCCUCAGACUUCCACGCCCCCCUGUGCUUCUCCUUCGAACUGGAAAGACUACGAUGGCCGAGAGCCUAGGCACAGGGGACAGAUCGAGGCUCUGGAACGUUUGCUGCAGCAGGUUAGGGCAUCUCGUCCGAGUUACAGUUGCCGAGAUAGUUCUAAAUUGCAGAACGCGGGUCGCAAGCAAUCUGUCUCAAGAAGCCUGAAACAUCUCUUCCACUCUUCAAACAAGUUUGUGAAGACUUUGAAAAGAGGGCUCUAUUUAGCUGUGAUAUUUUAUUACAAAGACAAUAUGCUGGUCACCAACGAAGAUCAGAUCCCGAUUGUGGAAAUCGAUGAUUCUCACGCCAGUUCCAUCAUGCAAGAUUUCCUCUGGUUCACAAAGCUUUCUUGUAUGUGGGAUGAUAUCAGGUGGCUGAGACAAAACAUGUCUGUCUCCGUGUCAUCAUCCACCGCCCUCCAAGCCAGGCAGAAAAUGCUCUCUGCAACGGCCCAGUUACAGAAUCUGCUUGGUACACACAACUUGGGCCGAGUCUACUAUGAACCAAUCAAGGACCGGCAUGGCAAUAUCAUCAUAGUUACAAUAAGAGAAGUGGAGACUCUCUAUUCCUUUUUUAAUGGCAAGUGGAUGCAGAUAUCCAAACUACAAAGCCAGAGAAAAUCCCUUUCAACACCGGAAGAGCCCGUUGCAUUGGACAUCUUGCUCAUCACAAUCCAGGACAUUCUUUCCUAUCACAGAAGGAGCCAACAGCGCCUGGCUCCUGGCCUCUAUUUAGGCUACCUGAAACUCUGCAGUUCGGUGGACCAGAUAAAAGUCCUGGUGCUGCAAAGGCUGCCCAACAUUCUUUGUCAUGUUAAAAUCCGAGACAACAGCAAUGUGUCCAGAGAGGAGUGGGAAUGGAUCCAAAGCCUUUCUGGCUCGGAAUCUAUGGAAAAUAUGGAUCAUUCCGCAGAGUGUCCAACUCAACUGCUCGUCGAGCUCCAGAUGGCAGUGAAAGCGCUCCUGAAACAGAUCAGUCUUCCUCUACGACAGGCUAAGCUCUUCCGUCUGUAUACACAGGAGGUGUUGGAACUGGGUCACAAUGUGUCCUUUCUUCUCCUGCUCCCUGCCUCAGACGACGUCUGCACUGCCCCAGGACAGAAUAACCCUUACACCCCGCACUCAGGAUUCCUUAACCUCCCUCUUCAGAUGUUUGAACUCGUUCAUUUUUGCAGUUACAAGGAGAAAUUUAUUAGUCUGUAUUGCCGCCUUUCCGCUGUCAUAGAGCUAGAUUUUCUGAGCACCCAGCAAUCCCUAAGGGAAGCAAUUUCAGACAGUGAAGUCGCUGCAGCUAAACAAAGACACCAGCAAGUCCUAGAUUACACACAGCAAAUCGAUGAGAUCUGGCGUGAAAUGAGAUGGAUCAAUGAAGCACUGCAAUACGCACGGUAUAGACAGCCGCCUGCCGGCUUGCUGGUAGCAAAGAUUGUGGAUCUGUCAGAAGAACCCAUCCAAAAGAAGAUAAGUUCAACAUCCUCUCACCUCGAUUGUCUUCCAUCCCCACCACCCUCGCCAGAGAUGGAGACCCACCGGAGAAAAGUCUUGAGCGACUCCCAGCCGUACUCGGAUGAAGAAGGCUGCUCAGAAGUUUUCCUUCCAACCGACAGCGACUAUGACUCUAGCGAUGCUUUGAGCCCAAGGGAGCUGGAUUUGGUCUAUUCGUCCUCGCAGGACAUAUCCCACCAGGCUGUGAGCUGCCUGAGCGGCAGUGCACCGGAUGUUCUCCAGAUCCACGACAUCAAGCCUUGCUUGACUCCAAAACAGAACCUGAGAGGGGGUGGCACCUUGGAGGGCGACGUCGAUCAGACCAAGGAGCACCUGCAAAGCCUGUCGCUGGGAGGAGGGCUUUCGCCGAAAUGCACCGAAAAGUCUGCCACCUUGAGGCAACCCUUGAGCUUCUUGGGCAAGAAGAAGCACGGGAAGCACCAGCACUCCAGCUACUUCAGCCGGCACCAUCGCUGGCUCCGUGUGCACAGUGAGAGCCAGUCCAUCUCCCUCUCCGAGGGUCUGUAUACUCAGCAUCUCACACGAGCUAUGGAGUUCUCGCAAGAGCCUACCUCUGGCAGUGAGCAGAUAAGCAUCUCCAUCGACUGUCCGCGCAGCACGUUCUUACCUCACACUACGAGCCUCCCAGAAGAAGGCAAAGGCAAAUACCAGGAACUGAGGCCGAGUAUCCGUAGGAUAUAUGUGGAGCAGUACGGCACCAGCGAGGAUGGUAAAUCCUGGGCGCUAGGCAGCCGGCCGGUGGAACAGGAAGAUUUGCACAUUUCCACAGGCCAGCGAAUGGUUCCAGAAGAUCAGUCCAGUUCCAACACCGCUGAGGUAUACAGCAGCGAUCUUUAAGGGUGCAGUCCGCGCAGUGGCUCUGUUCCCCCUCAAUACUGCCUUCAGAAUGCGAUCGCAAUUAUUGCAAAUGGAGGAAGAGAGAGAUCUCGCUUCGAAGGAACCGUUGCAUUCUUGUCUUUGCCAGAUGCUGUUCAGAGUUACCAUGCAUUUCUGAGGUGCAGCAUGAAAAAAGGGGUUUGUCUCUUGGAAACAUGCAUGCCUGUGUAACCAUCUUGAAAACAGGGAGGCUGACCCCGGACUGUUAAGGGUUUUUCUGUGCUUUUAAUAGGGCAGAAAAGGCUGGUAUGGAGAAUGAAACUGUGCCAACGGUGCAGCCGAUUGGUGCUAUGAAGUGGCACACCAAGGGAAUGGGGAUAAAGAGGGUACCCAUUUUGAGCUGGGGGGGGGAGAUAUGUUCUGCCUUCAGUGUGCCCCCAUAGGGUGGGUGGGAGGAAUGACACACAAAGAUCUCCCCAAACGUUCAUUGGGAAAGGUAGUAGUUUGGGGAGAGGGCAAUAAAACGAUAACACAAAGCAUUCCUGUUUCAACUAAGCCCCAACUUUUGAUAUUUGCAUGUCUGGGAGCAGCUUUAGAGGGAGAGGAAUUCCUUCAGGUCAUAGCUACUCUACGGUGUUCAGCUAGCUGCUCCUGCGGAUGAUUUUCUCUACCUUACAAGUCUACCAUUCCCAAAGGUCUUUGUGGGGAACCAGGACAGUUAAAAGCGAUACAGAAUUGAAAGAGGUUUGCAAUCUACAUAUUGCUUCUGCAAUGGGGUAGAAUUGGCAGUUCUGUUUGCGUGCCGAGGUACCAAGACAUCCCCCCAAUAACUCGCACUUCACACAAUAUUUUAAGUUUAAGGUUCUGGGCAUUAAUUUGACCACAACUUUA
This is a messenger RNA of Zootoca vivipara (common lizard), 4422 nucleotides long. RefSeq names its product ankyrin repeat and fibronectin type III domain containing 1 (gene ANKFN1). Gene Ontology annotation, biological process: establishment of mitotic spindle orientation; regulation of establishment of bipolar cell polarity. Gene Ontology annotation, molecular function: protein binding. Gene Ontology annotation, cellular component: spindle. The record is from RefSeq and is a predicted model, not a curated record. NCBI's taxonomy places the organism in Eukaryota, Metazoa, Chordata, Lepidosauria, Squamata, Lacertidae.